AUGACCUCAUCUUUUGAAGGUGUCGGCAGGGUUGCGGACAAAGCCCCGCGGGCCCCCCUGCCGGUGCACUCGACGGGCAACAUGGACACGUAUCAGCGGACCACGCAGGACGUCAAAGACUCGGCGAACGGGGAGGACAAGUUGUUGCUGGUCGGAUACGGAGCCGACAUGCUGUACCCGAAGCCUUAUGACUGCUUCUUGUCUAAAACCGUCGAAUUCAACAUGCUGUGCUUCUGCAUUGCUGCACGAUUAGUGUGCCCGGCGAACACCCCGACACACGCGAAUGGACGAACCGGAGUUCUGAAGACUGGACUGGAGAAGAGCGGCUUCAGCGUCUUCGACUGGAUGUACAUUGACAUCGACGUUCGUGCGCUGGGCUUGAAGGACGCAGAACACGACGUUCAGAGUUCCCCGGCGCUCAACUACAGAGUUCUCCAGCACCUGUCGGUCGGCCAGGAAGGCAUGUGGCACGCGCUGGUCAUGAUGCUCGCUCUCAUUUCCACGCUGCUCGAGUACAAGCCGGACAACGGCAUGAAGAUCAUCCUCUCGCUGUUCUGUGACGAGGAGGACGACCCGUUACCCAACUUCAUCUCGACGGCCAUCAUCAUGUCGAAGUACAUGUUCAAAAAUCCCCGUCGGAGGUCACUCGCUUACUACGCGGCGGCCACGCAGCUCGGCUGGUGUGAGCCGGACGUACCCGAGGCCGCGACAGCCUUCGAGGAAGGCAUGCAGGAGGCGGACGACGAGGGCUACCAGAAGGACACAGACUCGGAGAUGAUCGCGCAGGACCUUGGACGUUGGGCAGAGGUUGUGUCCGACCAGGACACUGUCGAUCCCCCGCCGAAGGACUUCAUGGACGAACCGGACGAAGACGACGAGCCGCAGGAAUGUGUGGACCAGGAGGACGACCCGCCGGCGGAGGAGGAAUACGUGGACGUUGAGGUCGAUGACGAUGACGACGAAGGACAGGCCGACGACGAGGAGCCCGACACCCCCCGGAAGGCCGACUCGAUGAAACUGCCGUGCGUUGGCGACGACGGCUUCGUCACGGUGGCCAAAACACGCCGGGGGAGACCGCUGGACCAGGAGGACCCUCCACCUCCCCCGAAGGCGUGCCAGGACGACUACACGGCGGUCGACAUGCUCGAGUUCCACUUGUACAUGGCCCGCAAAAAAGGAGGGCAAAAAGCGGUGGACGAUCUUUGCAUGGAGAUGGCGAGGUCACGCGCUGUUCUUCUCUACAAGCACCCAGCCGUUGCGGCGGCAAUCAUGAACUACCCGUUCGAUCUCGACGACGGUGUUUGGAACGCGCUGGUCGGACUUGCUGAGCAAUCCCCGUGGGGCCGAAUUCUCGCACACGAUAUCGCCGGUAAAGCCUCGUCGGGCAAAUCUGGGGACUUAAGAAACCACUCGGCGUACUUCACGAUGAACAUCAACGAGAAGUCGAUUGCCGCCAUGCACCCGCGACACGAUGACGAAGAGUACAUGGUGUUCAAGGCCGCCAAGUCUCGCCGGAUCGAGAACACGUACUCGCACAUACCCGUGAAGGAGCGGAAGAAGAUGGCCGUCUUGAAAACGGAAGACGACGUGCACUCGGAGGACUUGCCUGGCGGCUCGUCGUACCAGUCGAUCGUGUCGGACCUCAGGCCGGAGGAGAACUACACGCUGGAGACAGAAGCACGCCGGAAGCGCACGAAGUACCUCCGGGAGCAGGGCUACGACACGCCGGACUCCGGAGUUCUCGCCUUCGACGACGACCACACCUACGACCCGUCGGACUACGAGCCUGCCACGGGCGCCCCGAAGGACCUGUACUCGUACAGUCCACCCGACAGGCCUCCUCCCCGGGUCCGGUCCACGCCGGGCGCCAAGCCACUGGUCGGACACGGCACUGUUCUGGAUCCACCCGGUGAAGGCGGUCCACGAGCGCGGGCCCCGCCGAAGCCUCGACCCCAACCUCGACCCGAAUGGGCUGCCUAUGUGGCAAACACGUCAGCACGUGCAGCUGAGGCAGCACCACCCCUACCACCCCCCCAGGCCCCACCUCUCAAAUCCUCGAAGAUGCCACCCACUGCACCCGCCGUUUCCAGACCCGCCGCUCCACACCCUGUACCUAUCCAACCAAUCUCGAAGGCCAAAACGAAGGCGGCCAAGCAAGAGCAGCAGCGCUUGGGCACGCCGACUCACUCGCAGGCCACAACCACGACGGCCGUGAAGUUCUCCUCGGCGGCCUCGUCAUCCUCGCAGGACCCCCCCCGCGGGCCGACCGAGAGGGAACUCCUCAUGAAGAAACUCGAGAUCGAGAUGGAGCGCAAGAAACUCGAGGCGGACUACUUGGCCAUGCAGCUCUCGCAG
Symbiodinium sp. CCMP2592 is the source of this 2355-nucleotide messenger RNA. Lineage: Eukaryota; Dinophyceae; Suessiales; Symbiodiniaceae. The record is from the annotation of a GenBank genome assembly.